AUGACCUCAGGAUAUAAGAGAGUGUUACCCAGAGCUUCUCUCAGACUUGACCAUUUCAACACUGGCUCUGUCCCUGACCUGGGUCCUCACACCAUUGAUAGGAUAGCUGGUGUUAACCAGUACUUACAGCAAAGAUGGACUAAUUACUUCGGAGAGUUAUCAGUCCCUCUGGGUGGUCGGGCAGGCUGGCCAGCACAAGUUAUCGGUGAGUCUACCUUGUUAGUGAAUGAGAAGACCUCACCUGCCUUUAUGAAGAGCAUUAACACCCCGUCUCCUGGGCCGCGCACGUCUCUUGUCCUUAACGGAGGAAUGUUGAAGUCUGAGAGUCACAAGGAUGACCUUAAUAUAACCCGCAAGCUUGAUGACCUCAGGGCGUGGCUAGACACAGCUGCUGUGAUGACUGACCAGUAGUGAUGACCUCAGGGCGUGGCUAGACACAGCCGCUGUGAUGACUGACCAGUAGUGAUGACCUCUGUGUGUGGCUAGACAGCUCCUGUGAUGACUGACCAGGAGUGAUGACCUCUGUGUGUGGCUAGACAGCUCCUGUGAUGACUGACCAGUAGUGAUGACCUCUGUGUGUGGCUAGACAGCUCCUGUGAUGACCGACCAGUAGUGAUGACCUCUGUGUGUGGCCGGUCAUCAAACAGAAGAUAUGUAAUACCUUACACUGUACUGCACAUGACACUCUUCAAUAUUCUUCUAAAGAUCUAAGAUUAGAAGUCUUCCAUAUUGCUGUGUUAAGUUAGUUAGUUUAAGUUAGGCUAGUACACGAUAUCAUAGUUAUUAUAUACAGAAUAUUUUUAUUUAACCAUUUAAUUCAAGCCGCCCCUUUCCAUUAAAUCAAAAUUUCAGGUAAAUCGAACUUUUCUUUAUUUUUGCUCAAUUUAGCGAAUUAGUUCACUAAAUCAAGCGAGAUUCUGUUCAAUUCCGCGCCAAACAUGCCACUCGGUGUAUGGGGUUUGUGUACAUCCACUCAGUCUGUGUCCUGGCACCACCGUGUGUGUUGCUCCCUCUUGGUCAACUGUACUUAGACAUCAUGCCAUAAGUCUCAGAAAGGAAGUGGUGUGUGGGAUAAAGUUAACAGAUGGCAGCUAGCAAUUGGAACAAAGUUGGCAAAUUAUAGAACAAAUUCAAACAAACACCGAACCCCAUAGUUUAAGGUAAGCCUUGAAUAAUGUUUGCAUGUACACAUCAUGUGUCUGAGGUGUCUCCGUACACAUCAUGUGUCUGAGGUGU
Molecule: messenger RNA, 1236 nt
Organism: Homarus americanus (American lobster)
Lineage: Eukaryota; Metazoa; Arthropoda; Malacostraca; Decapoda; Nephropidae
Exons: 3
Coding region: 1-411 (136 amino acids)
Source: RefSeq, a predicted model, not a curated record